CAAUGACAGGUUUGUUCUUUUCCCAAGACCUUUCCCAAAGUGUAAGCACCCAGAAUCAUGGCAAGAGUCCAAAAGAGACCAGCUACCUCUUCCGACGAUAAGAACAUGGCGCACCCAUUUCGGAGCCCGUCCCCGCAAAGUCACAAAGUAGGGACACGUUCCUGUCGGAGCUGCCAUCAGCGAAAGGUCCGCUGUGACCGCGGUGUGCCUUGCACCAACUGCACGAGGGCUGGCAUCACCUGUGUGUAUCCCACAAAGCACACGGACGCGGCGCGGAAGGAUCCCACUCUCCGAAACAUCGCCAGCCGCCUGGAACGACUGGAAGCUUUGCUAUCAGGUUCUGCUGGAAGGAGUCAAGUCACCAUAGGGUCACCCACAGGUGGUAGCGGGGGCGAGUCUCAGACUCCAGUCCAGGCUCAAUCCAGGGCCGGUGUCGAUGCAAUCAAAAUUUCAAAACAACUUCCCAACGAGUCGACAUGGGAGUUGUUAUUGAAUGAUGAACGAGUUGUCGGACAUACGAACGAUUCGAAUGUCGGAACACUGUCACAGGAUGGAGGAAACGCUCACAUGACUCAACCGACAGACCCGGAAACUGCACCUCUGCAUCUUCAGCAGGGUACAAAAGCUCACCACACACUUCCUGCCCAGGCAGAUGCUUGUGAUCCGCUCGAUAUGCCGUCUGAUGUGCUGAAAUUCUAUCCUGAUGCCCAACUAGCCCUUCGAUUGUGGAACGUAUACGUCAAGUCGGUCGACCCGGUCCUUAAGAUCUUGCAUGUACCCACAGUCCAGACGACUGUCGUUGAAACCAUUCUGGACCCCAGAUCUGCUCAAUCUUCGACAGUGGCGCUGACAUUUGCCAUCUAUUACGCCGCCGUCACGGCCCUGCUUCACGAUGAUAAGAAUAAUGAACCCGUUCGCCUACCCUGCGAUGGCCCAACGCUCUUGAAACGCUAUAAAGGAUGCCUGGACCGACUCCUCACGGUGAAUGACCUCCUGAUCCGCCCUGAAAUGACUUCACUGCAAGCUCUCGCAAUUUACGUGACCUGUUUACGGGCCCAUGAAGUCGGCCGGCGGGUAUGGGUCCUCAAUGGGCUGGCGAUCCGCCUCGCUAAAUCGAUUGACCUGCACCUGGAUGGUGCCUGCUUCCACCUAAGCCCCUUUGAAACCGAGAUGCGUCUUCGCCUCUGGUGGCAUCUGUGUGUGCUCGAGUCUCGCGCAUCGGAGGACCAAGGGUUCCAACCCACGGUUGAUAUCAUGAACCCAAAACUGAGGCUUCCCUUGAACGUGAAUGACGAUCAGAUCUGUCCAGACAUGACACACCUUCCCACAGAGUCGGAUGGGUGGACGGACAUGUCUUUCUUCCUGAUUCAAACCGAGUCGUGCCGACUGCUCCACCCGAUUCUGGAUCCGCGAGACCAACAGCCCGCAGACGCUCUUCUUGGUAUCACGGAAAAGCGCAAGAUGAUUCAGCAGCGCAGCCAAUAUUUGUCGGCGAAAUAUGCCGGCGCAAAAUCUCCCUUGUCGCGCAUCGCAGAUCAACAUCGAGUCGCCGCACGCAAGAAGAUGGAGUUCGUGCUGCAACUGCAAGAGGAGAUCAGCUUGCGACAAGACCAAGGGCCACAAGGCGACCGGACUCCGGACGUGCUCAGGUCGUCGUUCAAGCUGGCCUGCGAGGGGCUGGAAAGCAACUAUGCGUUGUUGAAGGAAGACGUUGCUUCCAGGUUCAAAUGGUUCUUCAACCUGUACACCCCGUGGUACGCCCUUACCUACGUCCUACGCUGUCUCGGUGGUAAUCCCCGUGGGGUCAACACAGAGCGUGCCUGGACUCUGGUUGACGAGCUCUUCCCUCGUGCAAUGAGUCUCCACGGUCAUUCGGCGGGGAUCCAGGAUGAAUAUGGGCACGGGAGGAUCUGGAGACGUCUCAAUCUGAUCCGACGUCAAGCUUUGUCGCACAGGCCACAUGUCCAGCUGGGUGUGGCCGCCGCGGCAAAAGUCGAGACCCAGCCGGCCAGCCGUGGCGAGCAGCGCCCGUCGCAGCUUCGUCCCGAUACCGAAGUCCCGCCGUCCACCAGCACGACAGCGAUACCGCAUGGAACAUCCACGUUCCCCGAAUUCCAGGGUCAAGAGUUCAUGGCUGAUCCGAAUCAAAUCCUGUUUACAUCGCUGGAUCUGCCGAUGCCCGAAAUUUCAUUUUUGCCGGAUUGGGAUGCCGUUUUAUACGGCCCCCUCAACGACGAUGGCUACGAGAUGAUAAAUCGGUCUGGCUUCGUCACUCAUCCUGCCGACACUUCACAAUUCUGA
This is a messenger RNA of Cladophialophora immunda, 2301 nucleotides long. RefSeq lists its product as uncharacterized. Gene Ontology annotation, molecular function: DNA-binding transcription factor activity, RNA polymerase II-specific; DNA binding; zinc ion binding. Lineage: Eukaryota; Fungi; Ascomycota; Eurotiomycetes; Chaetothyriales; Herpotrichiellaceae. Bases 58 to 2301 code for a protein of 747 amino acids. Gene Ontology annotation, biological process: DNA-templated transcription; regulation of DNA-templated transcription. The record is from RefSeq and is a predicted model, not a curated record. The transcript has 3 exons.